ACAGCCGCCACCAUGACCGCCACGCUGCGCCCGUACCUGAACGCGGUGCGCGCCACGCUGCAGGCUGCGCUGUGCCUGGAGAACUUCUCCUCGCAGGUGGUGGAGCGGCACAAUAAACCUGAGGUGGAGGUCAGGAGCAGCAAAGAGCUGCUGUUGCAGCCAGUGAUCAUCAGCAGGAACGAGAAGGAGAAGGUCCUCAUUGAGGGCUCCAUUAACUCCGUGCGUGUCAGCAUUGCAGUGAAGCAGGCUGAUGAGAUCGAGAAGAUUUUAUGCCACAAAUUCAUGCGCUUCAUGAUGAUGAGGGCUGAGAACUUCUUUAUCCUGCGCAGGAAGCCUGUGGAGGGCUACGACAUCAGCUUCUUGAUCACAAAUUUCCACACGGAGCAGAUGUACAAACACAAGCUGGUGGACUUUGUCAUCCACUUCAUGGAGGAGAUUGAUAAGGAGAUCAGUGAGAUGAAGCUCUCUGUCAAUGCCAGGGCCCGUAUCGUGGCAGAGGAAUUCCUCAAGAAUUUUUAGGCCGUGGUGCAGGACCCCGUGGCUCCCUGAUGCUUGUGCCUGCCGGGCACCGUGCCUGUGCUUGGUGCCUCUGCAGCUGGGA
This is a messenger RNA of Indicator indicator, 601 nucleotides long. RefSeq names its product actin related protein 2/3 complex subunit 4 (gene ARPC4). Gene Ontology annotation, molecular function: actin filament binding. The coding region runs from base 13 to 519 and encodes 168 amino acids. The transcript has 6 exons. Gene Ontology annotation, cellular component: actin cytoskeleton; Arp2/3 protein complex. The record is from RefSeq and is a predicted model, not a curated record. Gene Ontology annotation, biological process: actin filament polymerization; Arp2/3 complex-mediated actin nucleation. NCBI's taxonomy places the organism in Eukaryota, Metazoa, Chordata, Aves, Piciformes, Indicatoridae.